CCUCUAAAAAGGCCUGCAGGGUGUGGGGGCGGUCGUGGAGGACCAGGAAGAGGAGGUGGAGGGGAAAGAGGAGGUGGAGGAGGCGGCCAAGGCGUUGGACCAGCAGUGUUGGCGAGGGGGACCAAGCCGCGAGAGGCAGCGUCUGGCGUCUCAGYGGUGCGCUCCCAGAGCCUGCAGGCGGGACCAGCGUGGGAACGCUGCUGGCCGGCGGUGGCGGUGUACCGCGUCCUCACCACCAUGGUCCGGCUCCUCUUGGUUUUCUUCCCAGCGAUCUUUUUGGAGAUGUUCCUGCUCCCCAAGAACCCAGGCAGACAAGUGUUGCUGGCGGGAGCCUCAUCGCAGCGCUCUGUGGCCAGAAUGGACGGAGAUGUCAUUAUUGGAGCCCUCUUUUCAGUCCAUCACCAGCCCCCCGCCGAGAAGGUGCCCGAAAGGAAGUGUGGGGAGAUCAGGGAGCAGUAUGGCAUCCAGAGGGUGGAGGCCAUGUUCCACACAUUGGAUAAGAUCAACGCGGACCCCGUUCUCCUGCCCAACAUCACCCUGGGCAGUGAGAUCAGGGACUCCUGCUGGCACUCUUCCGUGGCUCUGGAACAAAGCAUUGAGUUCAUCAGGGACUCUCUGAUUUCCAUUCGAGAUGAGAAGGAUGGGCUCAACCGGUGCCUGCCUGACGGCCAGACCCUCCCCCCAGGCAGGACUAAAAAGCCUAUUGCUGGAGUGAUCGGCCCGGGUUCCAGCUCAGUAGCCAUUCAAGUCCAGAACCUGCUCCAGCUGUUCGACAUUCCCCAGAUCGCCUAUUCUGCCACAAGCAUCGACCUGAGUGACAAAACUUUGUACAAAUACUUCCUGAGGGUUGUCCCUUCUGACACUUUGCAGGCAAGGGCGAUGCUUGACAUAGUCAAGCGUUACAAUUGGACCUAUGUUUCUGCCGUCCACACGGAAGGAAAUUACGGGGAGAGUGGAAUGGAUGCUUUCAAAGAGUUGGCUGCCCAGGAAGGCCUCUGCAUCGCCCAUUCAGACAAAAUCUACAGCAAUGCUGGUGAGAAGAGCUUUGACCGACUCUUGCGCAAGCUCCGAGAGCGGCUUCCCAAGGCUAGAGUGGUGGUGUGCUUCUGCGAGGGCAUGACUGUGCGAGGACUCCUAAGUGCCAUGCGGCGCCUCGGUGUUGUGGGCGAGUUCUCACUUAUUGGGAGUGAUGGAUGGGCAGACAGAGAUGAAGUCAUUGAAGGUUAUGAGGUGGAAGCCAACGGGGGAAUCACGAUAAAGCUGCAGUCUCCGGAGGUCAGGUCAUUUGAUGAUUAUUUCCUGAAACUGAGGCUGGACACUAAUAMGAGGAAUCCCUGGUUCCCUGAAUUCUGGCAACAUCGGUUCCAGUGCCGCCUACCAGGACACCUUCUGGAAAAUCCCAACUUUAAAAGAAUCUGCACAGGCAAUGAAAGCUUAGAAGAAAACUAUGUCCAGGACAGCAAGAUGGGGUUUGUCAUCAACGCCAUCUAUGCCAUGGCACAUGGGCUACAGAACAUGCACCAUGCCCUCUGCCCUGGCCACGUGGGACUCUGUGAUGCCAUGAAGCCCAUUGACGGCAGGAAACUCCUGGACUUCCUCAUCAAGUCCUCAUUCAUCGGCGUGUCUGGAGAGGAGGUGUGGUUUGAUGAGAAGGGAGAUGCUCCCGGAAGGUAUGAUAUCAUGAAUCUGCAGUACACUGAAGCUAAUCGCUAUGACUAUGUACAUGUUGGAACCUGGCAUGAAGGAGUGCUGAACAUCGAUGAUUACAAAAUCCAGAUGAAUAAGAGUGGAAUGGUACGGUCUGUGUGCAGUGAGCCUUGCUUAAAGGGUCAGAUAAAGGUCAUACGGAAAGGAGAAGUGAGCUGCUGCUGGAUUUGCACAGCCUGCAAGGAGAAUGAAUACGUGCAAGAUGAGUUUACCUGCAAAGCCUGUGACCUGGGGUGGUGGCCCAAUACAGAUCUAACAGGCUGUGAGCCCAUUCCUGUUCGCUAUCUUGAGUGGAGCAACAUAGAAUCCAUCAUAGCCAUCGUCUUUUCUUGCCUGGGCAUCCUCGUUACCCUGUUUGUCACUCUCAUCUUUGUGCUGUACCGAGACACACCUGUGGUCAAAUCCUCCAGUCGGGAGCUCUGCUACAUCAUCCUAGCUGGCAUCUUCCUGGGUUACGUGUGCCCUUUCACUCUCAUUGCCAAACCGACUACCACAUCCUGCUACCUCCAGCGCCUCCUGGUUGGCCUCUCCUCUGCCAUGUGCUACUCUGCUUUAGUGACCAAAACCAAUCGCAUUGCACGCAUCCUUGCUGGCAGCAAAAAGAAGAUCUGUACCCGCAAGCCCAGGUUCAUGAGUGCCUGGGCCCAAGUGAUCAUUGCCUCAAUUUUGAUUAGUGUGCAACUAACACUGGUGGUAACCUUGAUCAUCAUGGAGCCUCCCAUGCCCAUUUUGUCCUACCCAAGUAUCAAGGAAGUCUACCUUAUCUGCAAUACCAGCAACCUGGGUGUGGUGGCUCCUGUGGGCUACAACGGACUCCUCAUCAUGAGCUGUACCUACUAUGCCUUCAAGACCCGGAACGUGCCCGCCAACUUCAAUGAGGCCAAAUACAUCGCCUUCACCAUGUACACCACCUGCAUCAUCUGGCUGGCUUUUGUGCCCAUUUACUUUGGGAGCAACUACAAGAUCAUCACUACCUGCUUUGCAGUGAGCCUCAGUGUAACAGUGGCCCUGGGGUGCAUGUUCACUCCCAAGAUGUACAUCAUCAUUGCCAAACCUGAGAGGAAUGUCCGCAGUGCCUUCACCACCUCUGAUGUGGUCCGCAUGCAUGUGGGCGAUGGCAAGCUGCCCUGCCGCUCCAACACGUUCCUCAACAUUUUCCGAAGAAAGAAGCCAGGGGCAGGGAAUGCCAAUUCUAAUGGCAAGUCUGUGUCAUGGUCUGAACCAGGUGGAAGACAGGUGCCCAAGGGACAGCACAUGUGGCACCGCCUCUCUGUGCACGUGAAGACCAAUGAGACGGCCUGCAACCAAACGGCCGUCAUCAAGCCCCUCACUAAAAGUUACCAAGGCUCUGGCAAGAGCCUGACCUUUUCAGAUACCAGCACCAAGUCCCUUUACAACGUGGAAGAGGAGGAGGAUGCCCAGCCGGUUCGCUUUAGCCCUCCCAGCAGCCCUUCCAUGGUGGUGCACCGACGCGUGUCACCCGCGGUGACCACGCCUCCUCUGCCGCCCCACUUGACAGCGGAGGAGACCCCUCUCUUCCUGGCGGACCCGGCCAUUCCCAAGGGCUUGCCCCCUCCCCUCCAGCAGCAGCAGCAGCAGCAGCCACCGCAGCAACCACCGCAGCAGCAGAAACCCCUGAUGGACCAGCUACAGGGAGUGGUCAACAACUUUGGCGCGGGAAUCCCGGACUUCCAUGCGGUGCUGGCAGGCCCUGGGGGCCCGGGGAACGGGCUGCGGUCCCUGUACCCGCCCCCGCCACCCCCGCAGCACCUGCAGAUGCUGCCGCUGCAGCUGAGCACGUUCGGGGAAGAGCCCAUCUCCCCGCCCGCGGAGGACGAGGACGACAGCGAGAGGUUUAAGCUCCUCCAGGAGUACGUGUAUGAGCGCGAAGGGACCACGGAGGAAGACGAACUGGAAGAAGAAGAUGAGGACCUACAGGCGGCCAGCAAGCUGACCCCUGAGGCUUCUCCUGCCCUGACACCUCCGUCGCCUUUCCGAGACUCGGUGGCCUCAGGCAGCUCAGUGCCCAGCUCCCCAGUGUCUGAGUCGGUGCUCUGCACCCCUCCCAAUGUGUCCUAUGCCUCUGUCAUCCUGAGGGACUACAAGCAAAGCUCUUCCACCCUGUAGGGAGGAGGCCUCCGAAUGGAGAAGCAGGAUAAGCCAGAGAGCUCCAACCCCUCCAGGGAUGUGCAAAAGCCAGGAGGAGAAGAGGGUGGGGGCAAAUGGGGAGGAGAGGAAGAGGAAGCUGCUGCUGCUGCCUUAAGGGAGGAGAGAGGGAAAGAUAGCAAGCAAACAGUGAGCCAGGCCAGGAUUCUGAUUCUUGAGUUAUUCAAAGCCUUCUCUAGGAAGAAAGGGAAUUC
Molecule: messenger RNA, 4067 nt
Organism: Urocitellus parryii (Arctic ground squirrel)
Lineage: Eukaryota; Metazoa; Chordata; Mammalia; Rodentia; Sciuridae
Gene: Grm1
Product: glutamate metabotropic receptor 1
Biological process (GO): G protein-coupled receptor signaling pathway
Cellular component (GO): membrane
Molecular function (GO): G protein-coupled receptor activity
Source: RefSeq, a predicted model, not a curated record